GCUGUGACAGCACUUGUGAAAAACUAUCCGAAGCACAUGGUUUCAUCAAUGCAGCAGAUCCUGCCCAUUGUCUGGAAUACCCUUACAGAAAGUGCCGCCUUUUAUGUGAGAACGGAAGUAAAUUACACAGAAGAGGUGGAGGACCCUGUGGAUUCUGAUGGUGAAGUAUUGGGCUUUGAAAAUCUAGUGUUCAGCAUAUUUGAAUUUGUUCAUGCCUUGUUGGAAAACAACAAAUUUAAGAGCACAGUGAAGAAGGCUUUGCCAGAGCUGAUCUAUUACAUCCUCCUUUAUAUGCAGAUCACAGAGGAGCAGAUAAAAGUUUGGACAGCAAAUCCACAACAAUUUGUGGAGGAUGAAGAUGAUGAUACUUUUUCUUAUACAGUGAGGAUUGCUGCACAGGAUCUGUUGCUGGCUGUGGCUGCUGAUUUCCAGAACGAGAGUGCAACUGCUUUGGCUGCAGCAGCUACAAGACAUUUACAAGAAGCUGAGCAGGCUAAAAACAGCGGUGCUGAGCACUGGUGGAAAAUACAUGAAGCUUGUAUGCUGGCCCUGGGCUCUGUGAAGUCUAUUAUUACAGACAGUGUGAAGAAUGGUAGAAUACAUUUUGAUAUGCAUGGCUUCCUGACAAAUGUUGUUCUUGCAGAUCUCAACCUUUCAGUGUCUCCUUUUCUCCUGGGUCGUGCUCUCUGGGCUGCCAGCCGUUUUACAGUGGCUAUGUCUCCAGAACUAAUCCAGCAGUUCCUGCAAGCUACUGUCAGUGGUCUGCAUGAAACCCAGCCUCCUUCUGUCCGAAUCUCUGCAGUCAGAGCAAUCUGGGGCUACUGUGACCAGCUGAAGAUCUCUGAGAGCACCCAUGUGUUGCAGCCUUUCCUUCCUAGCAUUCUUGAUGGACUGAUCCACUUGGCAACUCAGUUCAGUUCAGAGGUCCUAAACCUUGUGAUGGAGACACUGUGCAUUGUCUGUACGGUAGACCCAGCAUUUACAGCGAGUGUGGAAAACAAAAUCUGCCCCUUCACGAUUGCAAUAUUCCUGAAGUACAGCAAUGAUCCAGUUGUUGCAUCUCUUGCCCAAGAUAUCUUUAAGGAGCUAGCUCAGAUAGAAGCCUGCCAAGGUCCAAUGCAGAUGAGGCUGAUACCAACGCUUGUCAGCAUCAUGCAAGCCCCUGCUGACAAGAUCCCAGCAGGGCUUUGUGCAACUUCUAUUGAUAUAUUGACCACAGUUGUGAGGAAUACAAAACCUCCUCUGUCCCAGCUCCUGAUCUGCCAAGCAUUCCCUGCAGUGGCUCAGUGCAGCUUGAACACCGAUGACAAUGCUACUAUGCAGAAUGGUGGCGAGUGUCUGCGUGCAUACGUCUCGGUGGCACUGGAGCAAAUUGCACAAUGGCAUGAUGAGCAAGGCCACAAUGGACUGUGGUAUGUGAUGCAGGUGGUGAGCCAGCUUCUAGAUCCAAGGACCUCAGAAUUCACCGCUGCCUUUGUGGGCAGGCUGGUCUCCACUUUAAUUUCGAAAGCGGGAAGUGAACUGGGAGAGAAUCUGGACCAGAUCCUGAGAGCCAUCCUGAGCAAAAUGCAACAAGCAGAGACGCUCAGUGUAAUGCAGUCCUUGAUUAUGGUGUUUGCUCACUUGGUUCACUCACAACUGGAACCACUCCUAGAGUUCCUGUGUAGUCUCCCUGGACCAACUGGCAAGCCUGCCUUAGAGUUUGUAAUGGCCGAAUGGAUGAGCCGGCAGCACUUGUUCUAUGGGCAAUAUGAAGGCAAAGUCAGCUCUGUAGCAUUGUGUAAACUCCUUCAGUAUGGCAUCAACACAGAUGACAAGCGACUUCAGGACAUUAGGGUAAAGGGAGAAGAAAUAUUUAAUAUGGAUGAGGGAAUACGGACACGAUCGAAGUCGGCCAAAAAUCCUGAACGCUGGACAAACAUUCCUUUGUUAGUAAAAAUCUUAAAAUUAAUAAUAAAUGAACUCUCUAAUGCGAUGGAAGCAAAUGCAUCUAGACAGACAACUGCAGAUUGGAGCCAAGAUGAUUCAAAUGAUAUGUGGGAAGAUCAGGAAGAGGAUGAGGAUGAAGAUGAAGGCUUAGCAGGACAGUUCUUAUCAGAUAUUCUUUCCACAAACAAGUAUGAUGAGGAUUAUUAUGAAGAUGAUGAAGAGGAUGAUCCAGAUGCAUUAAAGGACCCUCUUUACCAAAUAGAUCUCCAGGCCUAUCUCACUGACUUCCUCUGUCAGUUUGCGCAGCAGCCCUGCUAUGCAAUGUUUUCAGACCAUCUCAAUGAGAAUGAAAAGCGAGUGUUACAGGCCAUUGGUAUAUAAACCCUCGAGAAACCAUCCUGAUCAUAUCUGAACAAUAUUUUUUUGGCUUAUUCCACGUUUUAUGAUUAAGCAUAAAACAUUUUCCAGUGUCUACCUGCUUGUUACAAGUGGAUGAUGGCCUCGUUGCGAUGUUUUGAGCCUCAUCUUAACAUGAAUCUGUUAAGGGAAGGAAUACUAAGAAAGCAGCAAGGACAGAAAACUGUAGAGCUUUGCACAUUGGUCUCACCAUGGGAGCACUUUUCAUUUUCCACAGUAACUUUCCAGGAAGUUCUUGAAGAUAAAAAAAUGUGUCCUUAAUAUUUUUAAAAGCAAACUGUCUCUACCUGUGAAGAGGCACUUAACUGGGUUUCCCACAGCACAGUUGGACAGAGAAAGGAAUUGGGUCGCUUGCAGAUUGCUUGGAUGUAUCUUGAGAAAUUGGAAGGUUGUCCCUCUUCACGCUCGCAUAACACAUACAGGGUAAAUAUCUUGAUCUUACGGCGUGACUUCUUUUUAUAGAACUAUAGACUCUUUUAUCAGAGAUGCCUGAAUGGUA
Messenger RNA from Phaethon lepturus (White-tailed tropicbird), 2845 nucleotides. RefSeq names its product importin 9 (gene IPO9). Gene Ontology annotation, biological process: protein import into nucleus. The transcript has 17 exons. Gene Ontology annotation, cellular component: nuclear envelope; cytosol. The record is from RefSeq and is a predicted model, not a curated record. NCBI's taxonomy places the organism in Eukaryota, Metazoa, Chordata, Aves, Phaethontiformes, Phaethontidae. The annotation marks the transcript as partial.